AUGGCUUAUCUCAAAAUGGCGAGCUCAAACAAUUAUAUUCUUUCAAUACUCUCAUCAGUUCUUCUGUUAUCCGUUUCCCCGAUAACUUCAAUUUCAAUUCCAGAAAAGUAUAUUCAAUGUCUUUCUGUUAAUUCUAAGCUUCCCGUUCCCUUAUCCACUCUGUACACCCCAAACAAUUCUUCUUCAUAUUCUCAAAUCCUUCUAUCUACUGCUCAAAACCUCAGGUUUACAGGGUCUUCAGUACCAAAGCCUGAGUUUAUCUUCACACCGUUGCAGGAAUCCCAUGUCCAAGCAGCCGUUAUUUGCUCCAAAGAGCUUGGAAUUCAUAUGAGAAUCCGUAGCGGAGGCCAUGAUUAUGAAGGGGCCUCUUAUGUAUCCGAAAUUGAAAUACCUUUCAUUAUUGUAGACCUUGCCAAACUUCGAUCAAUUAGCAUAAAUAUUGACGACAACAGUGCUUGGGUCGAGGCUGGUGCAAUGCUCGGUGAAGUCUACUACAGAAUUGCAGAGAAAAGCAAUAUUCAUGCGUUUCCUGCCGGUGCUUGCACAACUGUAGGAAUGGGUGGGCAUAUCACAGGAGGUGCUUAUGGUUUCUUGUUGAGAAAAUAUGGUCUUGGUGCUGACAACGUCCUCGACGCCCGAAUCGUCGACGCGAGGGGCAGAGUUCUUGACCGAGCCGCCAUGGGGAAAGAUCUAUUUUGGGCAAUAAGAGGAGGCGGAGGAGGAAGCUUUGGAAUUAUUGUUUCAUGGAAGAUAAAAUUGGUUCCUGUGCCACCGACUGUUACAGUGUUUAACGUUGCAAAGACAUUAGAACAAGGCGCCACAAAACUCUUCCAUAAAUGGCAGCAAAUUGCACAUACACUUGAUGAAGAUCUCUUCCUCAGAGUUUCCUUACAAGUGCAAGGUGCAGAACAAGAUGGCGAGAAAAAAGUAACAUGUUUAUACACCGCCCUUUAUCUUGGUGGUGCUGAAAAACUCCUUCAGAUUGUGCAAGAGAGAUUUCCAGAACUGGGUUUGACGCGAAAAGAUUGCAAUGAAACAACCUGGAUAAAGUCUGUGAUUUACAACGGCCUUUUUCCGAGUGACGCUCCUCCUGAGGUUCUACUUCAACGACAGAAUGUGUUUAAGGGUUAUUUCAAAGGCAAAUCAGACUUUGUCAAAGAGGCCAUUCCUGACACAGCUUUUAAGGGCCUAUGGAAAAGGUUAUUGGAAGGAGAAGAUAAAGAAGUCAUAUUAUUCAACCCGUAUGGUGGAAUGAUGAACAAGAUUCCAGAAUCUGAAACUCCUUUCCCUUAUAGACAGGGAAUCAUGUUUGAAAUCGCUUAUACGGUACUGUGGGGAGAUGAUAACAAGAAUGCGAAAAAGGAUAUUGAGUGGAUUAGGAAUAUAUAUGAAUACAUGGCUCCUUAUGUUUCAAAGAACCCCAGAGGUGCAUAUGUUAAUUACAAAGAUUUUGACUUGGGUAUGAACAAGAAUGGUAACACAAGUUUCAGAGAGGCUAGAGUGUGGGGUGAUAAGUAUUUCAAAGGUAACUUCCAGAGAUUAGUGAGAGCGAAGACCAAAAUUGAUCCUGAAAAUUUCUUUCGGCAUGAGCAGAGCAUUCCACCACUUCCAUUGAAAGGCUAG
This is a messenger RNA of Pistacia vera, 1623 nucleotides long. Its product is annotated as berberine bridge enzyme-like 13. Gene Ontology annotation, molecular function: FAD binding; oxidoreductase activity. Bases 1 to 1623 code for a protein of 540 amino acids. The record is from RefSeq and is a predicted model, not a curated record. The transcript is spliced from 2 exons. Lineage: Eukaryota; Viridiplantae; Streptophyta; Magnoliopsida; Sapindales; Anacardiaceae.